AGUCCAUGGCUUGUUUACCUAUCCAAGGUUUUCAUCUGGUGAAUGUCGCAGAUAUUUACGUUCAGUCGUUUCCUUGUUUUCUAUUAGAUAGGUUGGUAGGGUUUCUGAUAGUCAUCUGAGGAAUAGACCCCAGUAAAGAAUAACAAUGCUUAAAUUUCUACUGCUGUCGUCGGUGAUCCUAAAUUCAGUUUUUAGCGGACUUGUGGAGGUAGGAGAUGGAAGAUGGGGGGUGAAUUUUUUCGGUUUCAAGGCUGGCCUGAACUUCGCCAACGGUGGCGUCAAGGCUUACGCAGGUACCCCAACUGGUCAAAAGGCUGAAGCAGGCCUUGGCGGAGGUGUUGGAAGUGAUGGCACAGGAGGAGGACUUUUCGCAGGUGCUUCCACAGGGUUUGGUCAAGAAGCACGAGCAGGUCUGGCUGGGGGUGCUGGUAAAGCCGGCACGAUAGGUGGACUUUUCGCUGGAGCUUCGACAGGGUAUGGGCAGGAAGCUUCGGCAGGCCUUGGAGGAAUUUUAGACGGAAAAGAGCCGCGUUUGGGCCUGUUCAGCAGGGCUUUGAGAAGAAUACGAUCUAUUGUAUGGUGGAGAUGAUUGAGAUUGCAGUUUUCGGAAUUUCGAUUGGGGAAAAUACAGUGGAGUGGAGAAAGAGGGAGGAAAUAGGGGAGUAUCGGACUUCGUUUUAUUUUUAAUGAACCCUUCUAUGUAGAUAUUUCAUACUUGGUAAAAAAAGUAUUUAAGGCAUCAAUUUAAAUGUAACAUAGCUGAAUUAAAGUAAUAUGUUCAGAACUA
Messenger RNA from Coccinella septempunctata (seven-spotted ladybird), 787 nucleotides. RefSeq names its product glycine-rich cell wall structural protein 1-like. The record is from RefSeq and is a predicted model, not a curated record. Bases 146 to 589 code for a protein of 147 amino acids. The transcript has 3 exons. Lineage: Eukaryota; Metazoa; Arthropoda; Insecta; Coleoptera; Coccinellidae.